Molecule: messenger RNA, 839 nt
Organism: Annulohypoxylon maeteangense
Lineage: Eukaryota; Fungi; Ascomycota; Sordariomycetes; Xylariales; Hypoxylaceae
Exons: 2
Coding region: 114-755 (213 amino acids)
Source: RefSeq, a predicted model, not a curated record
UUCUUUGUUCCUGUUCUUGUUCCCAUCCAGUACUUGUAUCAAGCCAUUGAACCUUUAUACCACCUUCAAGUCUAUCACAUACCUGUCUACGAAACUUUACCCGUAUCUCCAACAUGGUUGCCGGUCCCCGCCUUACAGGUCCAGCUGCAAAGCUCGCCCGUUCCAUCACCACCACAGCUACUGCAUCUCAGUCCAACACGCUCCUCACAAGCACCAAGAGCACAACCGCUCCCCUCUCUCGGAAAUAUGCAGAGCUCCUCAAGGAGAGGAAUAUAGAUCCGGAUCACCCCCGUCACCUCUACACCCGAUCGUCCAACCGCCCACACCCCCCACCUCGCACGAUGCGCCUGAUGCAGACCUUUGGCUCCAGCGCGCCGAAAGCCGCUCUUGCCACUACCACCAUGGACAACAUCGUCUUCCCGGGCUCUGCAUCCCUCGAGGGGUCGCGCGACGACCCAUUCGCACAUCUGCGCGUGCCCUUACUCCCGGAUAACUUCGCGACGCAUCACACGCCUGAGGUUGCCGAUGGGCCAAUUGCCCCGGCUCAGAUCAGCAUCGUUGCUGCGAACCCGGAGCUCGUCUCCCCGUCGGCGUUGACGGAGGUCGAGGGCAUGGGUAUGGAUGGUGUCGAGCUCAAGUUCGCGCACGAGGAGACGCCGGCGGAGAGGGAGCAGGGCACGCUUACAGAUAUUUGGAAGGGCCUCGUUGAUGAUGUGUUGGGUAGUAGUAGUGGUAAACACAACGUUGCUCUUUAACACGCUCUGUCGCGUAUAAACGAUCGUCAUGAAAUAAAUCGGGUAGAAAAAGAAGAAGCGGAGCUGGGAAGCAUUUGUUUUCGA